CUAAAUCCCCCAAAACCCUAACUUCCCUCCGCCACUCCUAUAACCGUAUUCAAUUUCUCUCUCUCUUUAAGUUUUCCGGCGAUCGGCGAUCGGCGAGCGAAAGAGGAAUUUCUCAGAUUUCGAAAUGGUGGCUGAUAAAGGGAAGAAACUUAAGGUUGGAGACAAAGACGAGGAAGAAAUUUUGGAGAAUGUUGAUGUAGAUUUUGUUCUUUCCAUCGAGAAGUUGCAGGAAGUUCAAGAUGAACUCGAAAAAAUCAAUGAAGAAGCAAGUGAUAAGGUGCUGGAGGUAGAGCAGAAAUUCAAUGAGAUAAGGAAGCCUGUUUAUGAUAAAAGAAAUGAGAUAAUCAAGUCUAUACCUGAUUUCUGGUUAACAGCGUUCUUGAGCCAUCCUGCUCUUGGCGAGCUCUUAACAGAGGAAGAUGGAAAGAUUUUCAAGUAUCUAAGUUCAUUAGAAGUGGAAGACUCUAAAGAUGUCAAAUCGGGUUAUUCAAUCACAUUUAAUUUCAACCCAAAUCCUUACUUUGGAGAUACCAAGCUCACAAAGACUUACACCUUUCUUGAUGAAGGAACAACUAAAAUAACUGCCACAUCAAUUAAUUGGAAUGAGGGCAAGGGCAUUCCUAAUGGAGCUGUUCAUGAGAACAAAGGCAAGCGCCCCCGUUCUGAGGAAAGCUUUUUCACUUGGUUUAACGAAACUCAGCAGAAGGAUGAUAUCGUCCAUAUGGAUGAUCUUCAAGAUGAUAUUGCUGAGAUUAUCAAAGAAGAUUUGUGGCCCAAUCCUCUGACAUAUUUCAAUAAUGAUGGUGAUGAAGAGGGUUUUGAGGUGGAAGAAGUUGAUGAUGAUGAGGAGAAAGGCAGCGAGGGGUCUGAAGAGGACGACGAGGAACAAGAAGACGACGAGGAAGAGAGUGACGGGGAGGAUGGCAAUUGAACUUCCCUUCCCGCCUUUGAAUUUGAAUUGGGUUGCCUUUGAUUUAAAUGAUGGUCAGUCAGUAUAUGGCUUUUGUGUAAAAAAGGUCUUGGAAGGGCCAUUAAAUGAACCAAAGUGCUAACAAUGUCUCUCUUACCUUCUUUCUUAGUAGACAAAAGACUUCACUAGUGGUGGUGGUGGUGGGGGAUAAACUAAGAUCAAUUUAUUGUUCCCAUUUUUGUUUAUCAUUUUGUAUCUGCUGAAAUUACCAUAAAAAAGUAACAAAUGGGUUACUUUUCUCGGCAAUUUUGGAUUCUUUAAGAUGCUAUAUUCUACA
Impatiens glandulifera is the source of this 1247-nucleotide messenger RNA. Its product is annotated as NAP1-related protein 2. Gene Ontology annotation, molecular function: chromatin binding; histone binding. Gene Ontology annotation, biological process: nucleosome assembly. NCBI's taxonomy places the organism in Eukaryota, Viridiplantae, Streptophyta, Magnoliopsida, Ericales, Balsaminaceae. Gene Ontology annotation, cellular component: chromatin; nucleus. The transcript is spliced from 10 exons. The record is from RefSeq and is a predicted model, not a curated record. The coding region runs from base 125 to 931 and encodes 268 amino acids.